CUCGGCGUAAACUUUAGCAAAGUUUCUCUGACACGAUGCCGAAAAAGAAGGAUAAGAAAAGCGGUGAAAAACAAGACGAAGACAAGAAAACAGCGAAAAAGGAGAAGCCUGUGGAUAAAAAUGGUUCUGACGACAAAGAGAAGGUUUUGUACCUGACUCAAAUACGAUAUUUGAACGAGCAGCUGGAGAGAUAUCAGCUGAAAUGUGAGGAACUAGUGAGGCAGAAGAAGGACGAAAACUCUCAGUACAGUGCACUGGAGAAAGAGAAAAAGGACAUUGUCGAGUAUCUGAAACGCACCCUGUUGGAGAAGGAGGACGAGGUGGAGGAGCUGUCAGAGCGCCUGGAGACUCAGCAGCAGACUGCCAAUAAGGACAGAGAUGCCCUGCUGCUGCAUUACAGCCAGCUGAGGCAAGGCCUUCAAGACCGGAUAAAAGAACUCACAGAGGAGAACAGGACACUUGCGGCGAGGCUGGCUAGUCUGGAGGAGUUUCAGAGGCAGAAGGACAAACUGAUGUCCGACAAGGAGUCUCUGGAGAAGCAGCUGGAGAUCCAGAAGGAGGAGCACAAAGCUGACGUCCACAGCCUAGAGAUGAAAGCACUGCUGGAAAAGAAGAGAGUGGAGAAGGAGAUGGAGAGCAAUGUGGCGGCCAUGGCGGCAGAGGUGCAGCACCUGGUGGAGCAGAAGGUUCCCGAGACGACCAGGGUGGCCCUUCAGGAGAACACUGAGCUUAAGGCUCGGUUCAGCCGCCUGUCGGAGCAGGCUGGGGCCCUGAUGAAGGAGAACUUGGCCCUGCAGGAGCGCAAGAGUCAACUCAGCGUGGACGUGGGCAUCCUGGAGCAAAUGCUCAGCGAGCUGUCCCGCGAGAGCUGCGUCCGCAAGAAGGUGGUUGAGCAGCUGACAGAGAAGUGUCAGCAGCUGCAGGCGGAGCUGAAGGUCUGCAGGCAGGAGCAUCAGCAGCUUCAGACCGAGCACAAGGGCGUCCUGGCCGAGAUGGAGGCCCUCAGACAAGACCGGGCCUCACUGUCUGAACAGCACAGUAAAAACAGAGCCAAGGUGAGCCGGCUGGAGGCAGAGUUACAGGAGGAGAGGAGGAGGAGGAGCAGGAUGAAGAGCAUCAUGCGGGAAGCAGCCGACACUCUCAGACAAGCCCUGAUGGAGGCCCCUACCGAGCAGCAGGGCUCGGAGGCGGACUUCGGCGCCGUCCGGUGGAAGCAGCUGAUGCAGAGGCUGCUGGUGGUCCUGGACAGACCCGCAGUCGCCAACUCCACCGCUGAGAAACUGGAUGAGCCGCAGACCUCUGGCCCUGCAGCAGCCAGAGCUGAGACUCUGGAUCCAGCUUUGAGCUUCCAGUUUCAGCUGGCCCGCUACAGGCCGGGAGAUCUGGGCCUCGUACCCCCUCCUGCACCGAAACACAAACGCAUUCUCCCCGGGGCGGGAUCCGGGUCCAUUCUGCCACUGCACAGGAAACCGUCCAGUCAGCGGACGGCCAGCUCCACGAACGUGACCGAUUCUGCCGUCAGACUUUUGCCCUCCAGACGCUCAGUCACCAAACUCAAAGGACAGUUACUAAAACUCAGUUCCUAAAACACUAUCAACGUUUCAUGUUACAGAAAAAAAAGUUAUCUCUCUAAAAUGCCACGUGAUAACUCCGUUUGCAAAGCGAUCGUGACUUCCUGACAUUUCUACAUAAGAAAACAGAUAACUGACAAUACUUGUGGCUCUACUGCGAUAACGUGACGAGCAGGCGACACACGAACCUGCUCCGUCCUCUGAACGCAACCUUGAACAUACGGAGAAACUUCAUUGUGUGAAAUCGGUGAACGCGUCGUCUUGCAGCCCGAGUUCAUUUCUUACUCCUGCUUCAUCAGGAUGAUGAAGGCAACAUGUGCCAAAUCCACGACUCAGACUUAUUGAUAAAAGAUUUAUUAAUAAAAAUGUCAACCUCCCGUCAACCACCACUUGGUUAGGAUGGGUACUUUUCCUUCAGCUCAAAAGUAAGUUUUCCUGGGGCUGCAACUAACAGUUAUUCUCAUUAUUGAUUCAUCUGAUGAUUUAUUUUCUCAAUCUUAAUCUUUUGUUUUAUAAAACAUCAGAAAACUGUGAUAAACACGCAUCACGAUAUUCGAAAGUACCUGGUGACGUCAUCAAACGUCUUGUUUUUUUUGGGUCCAACCAAUCAUCCAAAAAUAUUAAAGUUACUACGUUCAACAGCAGGAAAGAAAAACAGAAAACUAUCACAUUUUAAAAGAUUUUUGCUUGAAAAGUGACUGAAACGAUUACUUGAUUAUGAUUGAUUAAUAGUUGGCGAUUCAUUUUCUUUUGAUCAAUUGAUCAACUUAUCAAUGGAUAUAUAUUGUGGAAUAUUACUUCAUCCUGGACUAUUCAAUUUACAAAGAUGAAAUUCUUAAUGUUGUUUCAGGUCAUUCUGGUUUUUUCUUCUUCCUGUGCUUCAAGUUUGUGUCUCGGGCAUUUUUACACUUUUUGUCUCUGGGUGAAAAACAAUAUUUUGUAUUGUUCCAUUAUUGACUGUCAUUGCUUCUGAUCAACACUAUGAUGAAUGUACACGUGGGAGUAUGUUUUCAUAAAAUGCUCUGUGUGUUUCUUUAUCUUAAAUA
Xiphias gladius (swordfish) is the source of this 2617-nucleotide messenger RNA. Its product is annotated as cilia- and flagella-associated protein 157-like. NCBI's taxonomy places the organism in Eukaryota, Metazoa, Chordata, Actinopteri, Istiophoriformes, Xiphiidae. Gene Ontology annotation, molecular function: microtubule binding. Gene Ontology annotation, cellular component: ciliary basal body; cilium. The record is from RefSeq and is a predicted model, not a curated record. Bases 36 to 1586 code for a protein of 516 amino acids. The transcript has 9 exons.